GUACGGCAGCAGGCGCAUCUACGGGUCCGGCGUGCGUGGUCUCUCUUCGCUUGGUUCAGCAGCGGGCGUGUCUUCAGCGGCUGUGGCAGGCGUCACGCUGUGGGGGCAGAACGAUUCCCAGAGAUGGACGUUCGCGGCAGCGGGCAUGGUCUGCGCGAAGAGGAGAUCGACGCGGUGGCGAUGGCGGUUACUGUCGUCGUCGUGAACACAAUGGGCGGCAUGUCGUCGUCCUCAAGCGACAUGCUGACGCAACUCCGAAAACGAAGAGCGCUGUUGCAGCGCAUUGCCGAAGCGCCGGAUUGUGUGGCCACGUGUGAGGCAGUCGUCCAGUUGUGUGCCGCACUGUCAUCUGGCGUUUUCCCGCGGCAGACCCCGUGUUGGUGGAUUAAAUGGCGGACUGGCGGAACAUGGGAGGAUCUCCGCCUCUGUGAUGACGCGACGGACGAGUACUACCGGAAGAAGUUGCGCAUGUCGAUGGCCAUGUUCAGGCAGAUCGUAGCCGCGUGCGCCCCGUACGUGGAGAAGAAGGUGACACACUAUAGGAUGCCAUUGCCAGUGGAGCAGGUGAUUGCUUUCGCGUUGUACAGGUGGGCGUCAGGAGAGACGUACGAGAGCGGCACGUCAGCCUUCGGCAUCGGCAGGGCAACUGGACUGCAGGCCGUCCGCGACGUCACUUCGGCGCUGCUGCAGGCGUACCCCAACGCGAUCAAGUGGCCAGUUGGGCGUAGACGUGCGCAUAUUCUGUGCGCAUUCCGUGACAAGGGUUUCCCGAACUGCUUCGGCGCGAUCGAAUGUACACACAUCCACAUUGACAAGCCCGCCGGCGCACCUUCGGACAACUACUACGACCGCAAACAGAAGUUCUCCGUGCAAGCCACGCUUCGCCCCGCGCGCUCCACCCCACCGGCCAACGGUUACCGCUGGGGGCCGUUGCGGUCGUCGACCUGCAGAAAACCUCCGAUGUCCCCCCACAGACCCGACGGACCUCUCCUGGACCAGCGCCUCCGUGUCGACGGUGCCAUUCUCGCGACGCGGCGACUCCGUGAAACGCGGGAAUCCUAAAUUUUUCAGUAGGUCCGGGGCUACUGGAAAAUUUAGGACGAUUUGGUUGGGGAAUCCUAAAUCUUUUAGGACG
Messenger RNA from Chara braunii, 1135 nucleotides. Lineage: Eukaryota; Viridiplantae; Streptophyta; Charophyceae; Charales; Characeae. The record is from the annotation of a GenBank genome assembly.